Messenger RNA from Talaromyces stipitatus ATCC 10500, 665 nucleotides. RefSeq lists its product as uncharacterized. NCBI's taxonomy places the organism in Eukaryota, Fungi, Ascomycota, Eurotiomycetes, Eurotiales, Trichocomaceae. The transcript has 3 exons. The coding region runs from base 23 to 373 and encodes 116 amino acids. The record is from RefSeq and is a predicted model, not a curated record.
GAGGAAAGAAUCAUUAAGCAUAAUGUCAUCAGAAUCUAUCUCUCUCCAAGUCACAGUCUGGAUCAGCCCAGGGAACGUCCCCAAGUUCUUUGAGGCACUCCGUCCUGUGUAUGAGAAAGUCAUCGCGGAGCCGGAAUGUACCUUUUUCGAAUACUAUGAAGAUCCAGAGGAGCCGGGACGGAUCUCUUGGGUCGAAAAUUGGUCUCAGAGUAAAGAAUGGCUACUUCAGAACCAAAUGCCAAAGGAGUAUUAUCACGAGUAUUUCGCCAUCACAGAGCCAAUGUUUAUCAAGCCACGGGAAUUCAAGGUACUCAGGCGUGUGGGAGCACCGUUUACGAUGGUGAAGGAGAAGAAUGGAGGAUUGAGAGAGUGAUAGAGAUAUCACCAUACUUGCUAUGAUUGAGAUGAAUUGCUAUUUGGAUGAAAAAAUGGGUACAUGGCUUCAUUUGAAAGAUGGGAACGAAACAUGCUCGUGUAUGAAUUCUAGAGCUUCGAGGACCUGUUUCAAUACUUAGCUCGCGGUGAUCUAUCAAAAACAUCAGUGGGAAUGGCAAACCUUUUCAUCCUCACAAGGACGUCCAAUAAGUUGAAGUGAAACAGGCGCAUCACGAUAUAGUUCCGGCUGCAGGCUGCAUCUGCUUAAUUGUGACAUUACACAGGUAAAG